AUGCAGGGCAACGACGUGAACCAGUCUCCGCUGAAGGGUUCCGAGGAUGCCCAACCAGACCGCAAGCCGACGAGCGACUCGAAGAGCGGCUCCAAGAGCGGCUCGAAAUCGUCAGCAGCAGACAGAAAGAAGAAAAAACCCCACAACCAAGGCGGCAAGUACAAUUUCGAAGACGACCCGGACCUGACCGAGGAAGAGAAAGCAGAGAAACGAAGACAAGAAGAACAUGAUCGCAUGGAGAAGGCCAUACGUAACCAGUUCGAAAAAGAGGAGCGCAUGAUGGGCAGGAAACAAGGCGCAGGCGCGAUUUACGGAAACACCAUGACCACACUCGUCGACAAGGCAUCAUCUAGAAGUGUGGCGAACGAGGCAGCGCUGAAGCCAACGAAGGAGACGGUCCAAUUCACGGACGAAAAGCCCUUUAUCUACGACCCGUAUCCCCAGUACAAUCGGAAGGAGUGGCAGACGAGUAAACGAGCCGAGUUUGUGCCCUGCGAGGGCCCGGAUGGCCGACCGGUCGAGGACAUCAGGGUCUUCAAAGGCGCACCCCGUGAUUUCCCUCCCCCUUCUUUCGGCAGUUACGAAGUUCUAGAUAUUGAUUCGAACUUGUGUUUCGAGCGAGAGACGCGCCUUGGCCAGUACGGCUAUGCCAACAGCAGAAACACCAAGCUUUCAGGGGAUUGGGACCUGAUCAAUUGGGGACAGCUACAGGAGCUAUGCGUCAAGAAGAAUAAAGCCCGAUUUGACAUGCGAGGAAGCCCCAACCCGUUCAUCGAUAGCACCUACGGACAAUUUGACUACGGUUUGAGCACCGCGGACAAAACAAACAACAAUGACGAGCUGAGGAGAAGAAAGAAAGAGGAGAAACCGUCGGGCCAACGAUACGAAAAUAGUCGGAACGUGGAGAAGGAACAGAGGACCGCCGUUUUGAUACGAACUUACACGGGUCACGAUUACACCGAGAAUGACAAGCAGGUCAUUCGUUCGAUGGUAUCGGAACUGUCCCUGCGAACCGGGGGGCAGUAUCAAGUCUUCCUUUUCGUACAUGUUAAAGACACCGACAUUCUGAUCUGGGACGAUGAGGAUACUUACCAAUAUAUCCUCCACGCAAGCGUACCGCCCGAGUUCGCAGACAUGGCCAUCCUGUGGAAUGACGAUGCCGUUCGAUCCGUAUAUACAAAGCUGGACGAGCACACGUCGAGUGUUCAUGUCGCGCAGUGGUUAUCCGUCCAGAAGUUCUCACAGGAGUUUCCGGAAUUUGACUUUGUUUGGAAUUGGGAGCUGGAUUCAAGAGUGAUCGGUCAUCACUUUGAUUUCCUCGAGAAGUUGGUCAAGUUUGCCAAGAAACAGCCACGUCGAGGACUGUGGGAACGCUCUGAUCGAUACUACAUCCCUUCAAUCCACGGGGAUUACGACACAGAUUUCCGAAAGAACGUGGAGAGUCACGCGGUGAAUGGCAGCGUCUGGGGCCCCCCGGAUCUCCCUUUCAUCAAACCUAUAGGACCCAAACCUCCGGUCAAGAAACCGGAGGAUGAUGAUUAUGAGUGGGGCGUCGGGGAGGAGGCCGACGUGAUUACGCUGGCACCUAUAUUUAACCCGAUCAACAGCUCGUGGAUUGGCUGGUUUGACGUCUGGGGCUAUAACGACACGUCGCAUGUGAGUCUGGACGUGCCGCGGCGAGCCACCAUCAUUACCCAGUCCCGCGUGUCGAAGCGCCUGCUCGACAUCAUGCACGUCGAAAACCUGCGAGGAAACCACGUCUCGUCGGAGAUGACGACGCAGACGGUGGCUCUGCUUCACGGUCUGAAGGCAGUAUAUGCCCCAAUGCCCAUAUUCUUCGACCGGCCAUGGGACGGCAAGAGCCUAGCCAAAUGGUUCAAUGGCGGGCCCAACGGCGAAAGCGGUAGCAACGGAAGCGCCAUGGGCUGGGGAAGAGAGGGAAGGUUCCUGGGAAGCACUUGGUACUUUCGCGCCGUUCCGCCACAGCGUCUGUACCUAAACUGGAUGGGUUAUGAAGACACCAAUAUGGGCGGCACCAUGUGGGAGAGGGAAUACGGUCGUCCGUGUUUGCCGGCGAUGAUACUGCACCCCAUCAAGGACGUCGAGGAGACGCCGGUCGGCUAUGUCAGCAAAUCGGAGUUGCCAUACGCCUGA
Pseudomassariella vexata is the source of this 2154-nucleotide messenger RNA. RefSeq lists its product as uncharacterized. The transcript is spliced from 2 exons. Bases 1 to 2154 code for a protein of 717 amino acids. Lineage: Eukaryota; Fungi; Ascomycota; Sordariomycetes; Amphisphaeriales; Pseudomassariaceae. The record is from RefSeq and is a predicted model, not a curated record.